CUGGCUGCUUAGGAAAACUACGCUAGGAAUUCAGCUUGGGAGGGAGCGGGAGGCAGCGUCGGUGCUCUGGGCGCGAUCUGGGCCCUGAGCGAGGGGAGGUUAAACAUUAGCGGCUCUAUACCCGCGGAGACCGCGCGGCCCGGGCGGCUCUGCCUCCAGACGCGCUGCAGUGCGCCUGGCUCACUUUGAGGCGCCCGGUGGGCAGGUCGCGCGGAGCCAUGCAGGCCCCGAGCGGGAUGACUGAUCCCCCAAGACUGCUUUCCCAGGCAGGAUGGCCUUGGGUUUUACUUUUCGAAAAAAGUGAUUUAGAGGGCUUAGUGGUCUGAAUUCUGUAGGCAAAAGACGAGCUUUUUUUUUUUGGUACCGGGGAUCGAACUCGGGCCCUUGCAAAGACAAGCUUUUAAUAGUAUUACUUUUCAACAAACCUGUUGACAUCUCUGGUUCCUCUGCGAGCCACUCCAGAGCUUGAGUUCAGCAAGAGGCACCGAUAGUAUUUUCGAUUUGAGGUGACCAUAGCCAAAAGUCCACAGAAGACUUGCUGAGGACAGGGCAAGGGCCUAGGAGGCAGGAAGAUACUCCUUGCCUGUCUCUUGGAAGUCCGUUUCUAACAGGAAUUUGGAGAGGCCUGGAGAGUGGACGUUGCUCAGAUCUCCCUUCUCACGUGUUGUCCGAAGACACAGAAGCAAGCUGUGGAAAUGAGUUGUGGCCAGCCAAACCUUGCUGAAAUUCUCCAGCACUAACCCUGUUGUGAUUUGCUGUAAACUCUUCAGUCUUUUCACUAAGACAUCUCAGGCCCUCUUCCAGCUCUUUGGCCAGCUGCCGUGGCCUGGGUGGCACCCUACCCCAGUAGUCAGCCCAGGGCUUCUCUCACCCAUGCAACCCCCAGCUGUCACUGCUGAGGGCCUCAGCAGCCCACUCUUUGGGACCUGCACACUCCCCACCUUCAAAUUCCAGCCUCGCCGUGAGAGCAUAGACUGGAGGCGCAUUAGUGCUUUGGAUGUGGACCGUGUAGCCCAGGAGCUGGAUGUGGCCACUCUGCAGGAGAACAUUGCUGGUGUUACCUUCUGCAACUUGAAUCAGGAGGUGUGCAGCCGCUGUGGGCACCCUGUGGACCCGGUGCUGCUCAAGGUGCUGCGCCUGGCACAGCUUAUCAUUGAGUACCUACUGCACUGCCAGGAUUGCCUGAGUGCCAUCGUCACCCAGCUGGAGGCACGGCUGCAGGCCAGCCUGGGCCAGCAGCAGCGUGGCCAGCAGGAGCUGGGCCGCCAGGCUGAUGAGCUCAAGGGCGUACGGGAGGAGAGCCGCCGGCGUCGAAAGAUGAUCAGCACCCUACAGCAGCUGCUAAUGCAGACAGGCGCCCACAACUACCAUGUGUGCCACCUGUGUGACAAGUCAUUCAUGAAUGCCACCUUUCUCCGGGGCCACAUCCAACGCAGGCAUGCAGGCAUGGCAGAAGGUGGAAAGCAGAAACAGCAGGAACGGCCAGCUGAGGAGCUACUGGAAGAGCUGAGAGCCAAGCUGAAGUGGACCCAAGGGGAGCUGGAAGCCCAGAGGGAGGCCGAGAGGCAGCGCCAGCUCCAGGAAACAGAGAUUACUCGUCAGAGGGAAAUAGAAGUGAAGAAAGAAUUUGAUGAAUGGAAAGAAAAUGAGCGGACCAAGCUUUAUGGAGAAAUAGACAAGCUAAAACAAUUACUUUGGGAUGAAUUUAAAACCAUUGCCAACCAGAACUCUACCCUAGCAGAGAAACUGCAGGCUCUGCAGUCCCACAGUGUGAUGGAAUCCCACCUUGGAUCACUGCGGGAUGAGGACUCCGAGGAGCGACUCAGGCAGGCAGAAGAGCUCCAGGCCCUGCGAGAGAAGAUGGAGAUUCAGAAAACAGAAUGGAAGAGAAAGUUGAAGGAAUUGCAGGAAGAGCAUGUGACAGAGAGGAGAGAGCUACAGGAGGAGAAUGAGAGGCUCCAGGCCUCCCUGUCUCAGGAUCAGAGGAAGGCAGCCACCCAGUCCCAGCACCAGAUCAAUGCCCUCCGUGCCCAGCUGCGGGAACAAGCCAGGCUCAUAGCCUCCCAAGAGGAGAAGAUCCAGACCUUGUCCCUCAGGAAGGCAGAGUUGCCUGUGGUUGUGGCCACUGCUCCUUCCUGCCUCUCCAAAAAAGAUGAACCUACCAGAGGACCAUCUUUUUCUGGGAUCCAAGAGAUACCAAAGGCUGUGGACACAGAGGAGGACUCUCUUGAGGAAGAGCUGAAGGACUCCCAAGAUGAACAGCAGCAGGUGCUGGCUGCUCUGAGGCGAAACCCUCCAUUGAUGAAGCAGUUCCGGCCUAUCCUGGAGGACACCCUGGAAGAGAAGCUGGAAAGCAUGGGAAUAAAGAGGGAUGCAAAGGGAAUUGCUGUUCAUACUCUCAGACACCUGGAGUCCGUGCUGAAAGCCCAGCGGGAGCAGAAGGCCAGGAAGUUUUCUGAAUUUCUGAGUCUGAGGAAAAAGCUCAUCAAAGAAGCCAUCAGCAGAGUGAAGGAGAGACACAAUGGGAAUGUGGUGUCCCAGCCCAAGGGCCAGCCUCCAGACAAAAGUCAGCGGAGCACACUGCUUACCAGAGAGGCCCGGCCAAAGACCAGGGCCCUGCAUGUGGCGCUGCCAUCCAAGCUGGCAGAGCCAUUCACACCAGCUCCUCAGAGCCGCAGCAGCCAUGGCUCUGGUCCAACCCAGGUGUCUGCCCCAACUCCACGCCCCAGAGUGCAAGGACCCUCCAGCACCCCUGCCCCCCACGGGCCAGGGCUGAGCAGCACACCCCCAUUCAGUUCCGAGGAGGACUCAGAGGGAAACACCGUGCAUCGCAUGUCUCUUCAGAACCCCCAAGUUACUUCCAAGAUGGUGCCCCAGCAGAAGAAUGAUUGGGAUUCAUCUGACACUGAGUCCUCGGAAGAGAAUGUGCAGCCCCCUGGCAAGGGCUCAGAUGGGCUGGCUUCCUCUGGGACACUGGUGCAGUUGAUGGUGAAAAAUCUCGAGAAGCAGCUUGAGGCUCCAGUGAAGAAUCCUGCUGGAGGGGUCAGUCUGUUCUUAAGGCCCAAUGCCGGGCCUCAGAAGGCUACCAUGCUGGGAAGGAAGCCUCAGCUUUCUGAAGAUGAGAGCGACUUGGAGAUCUCUUCCUUGGAAGAUCUCUCUCAGGACCUGGACCAGAGAGAGAAACCAAAGCCCUGGUCCCGCUCAAAGCUCCCAGAGAAGAUUGAUGCCAGUUCUUGGAAUUCUGGCCGGCCCAGGGUCCCUGGCUGGUGACCCUGUCCAGGCCUUGCUGGCCAAAGGGCCCUUGUUACCUGGCUGGGGCCAGCUUGGGGCACACCCUAUCAGGAGAGGCUGUGGGGCCUUUUGCUUUCACCAUCAACCCUUGGAGAAAAGCCGAGCAGGGGCCAAAUAUGACCUCUCCCUCUUCUGCCUUUACUAGAGGGUCAGGGGUAACUGGGAAGGUACCCUAGUUCCCAAGGCUUGAGAAAUGGUUAUAACAGGAAAUCUAUGCAGUUUCCAUCGUCCAUUUCCGUGUCCACCCCAGGCUGAAAAGAGUCACUUAGCCACUCUUCCAGAGCCUUUUAUAAAUCUACAGGGUCACUGUAAGGGGUCCUGAUGCCUGCCAGUAAUUGCUCCAAAGUCAUUUAUUGAGUACAUACUCUGUGCUGGCUUUUCCAGCCUCAUGUUACUGAUUUGGGGUGCAGGCAGAGGUGGGUAGGGUAGAGUGUUUACCUCCAGGGCCACUAGGUACUAAUGACAGAGACUGGAGUGUUUUGGGAGCAUAGGAGAGGCCCGAAUGAUCUUGGAGAACUUCCCAGAGUUGUGAUAUCUGUAGGGCCUGUUCACAGGUAGGAAGAAAAGAGAGCCACAUGGCUGAGGCUUCAUGUUUCCAGAGGACCACAGAUUUAAUUUUUAAUAUUAUUUCCAAAAUCAAGUCAUAUAUAUAUAACCAUUGUAUUUUUUUAGUGUGAAAACAUUACUUUAUUAUGUGUAAGCAUUUAAAUAUAGUAUGAUGCACAUAACUGUC
Heterocephalus glaber (naked mole-rat) is the source of this 4024-nucleotide messenger RNA. It is a transcript of the gene Dzip1l, whose product is annotated as DAZ interacting zinc finger protein 1 like. Gene Ontology annotation, cellular component: cytoplasm; ciliary basal body. Gene Ontology annotation, biological process: cilium assembly. The record is from RefSeq and is a predicted model, not a curated record. NCBI's taxonomy places the organism in Eukaryota, Metazoa, Chordata, Mammalia, Rodentia, Bathyergidae.